AUGCUGCCUUCUAAUAAGAAAGACGGUGAUUCCUUUUCUGAUACCAAGUUCGAUGGCAUUACCAUGAAUGAAAACAAACCAAGUGAAAAAGUGUUGAAAUUAUUACGAAAGAACAAAAAUAUGAAAGAAUGGCGUAUGCAUCGUCAAGAGUUAACUGACGAAGAUGUGAAAUUCAUUGCAGAAGAAUUGAAAACAAAUAAAACCUGUGAAUCUAUCAAUUUGUCUACUAAUAACAUUACCCCAGAGGGUGCAGCACAUUUAGCUGGAAUGUUAAAAGUUAAUAAAACAUUAAAAUACCUUUGGCUUGCUUCUAAUCAAAUUGGUGAUAGAGGAACAGAAAUAUUGUGUACUGCACUGGAAUACGACGAUAACAAUACUUCUUAUUCAGUAGACUUAUCUUCUAAUCAAAUAACAGAUCAAAGUGUUGAUAGAAUAUUGAAGCUGUUUGGAAUGCAGAACACAAGAGUGAAGUUAUUUUUUAUCGAUGGCAAUCAAAUAUCAAAAGAAAAUAAAGAAAGAUUACGUGAAAUGGCUAAAGAAAGAAAUAUCAGUUUGGGUGACUUGUUUUAA
Didymodactylos carnosus is the source of this 570-nucleotide messenger RNA. The record is from the annotation of a GenBank genome assembly. NCBI's taxonomy places the organism in Eukaryota, Metazoa, Rotifera, Eurotatoria, Philodinida, Philodinidae.